Messenger RNA from Closterium sp. NIES-67, 4713 nucleotides. Lineage: Eukaryota; Viridiplantae; Streptophyta; Zygnematophyceae; Desmidiales; Closteriaceae. The record is from the annotation of a GenBank genome assembly.
CUGACCCAGCCAAUGCAUUGUGCUUUUCUGAACGUCAGUAGGUCGACUGUCCUGAAUUGUCACCAACGAUGGGCACUACUGAAACUUUCUCGUCUCCCGAGCCGAAGGCAAUGCAAGUCUUUAGCGACGACGACCAGAGUUCGCCCUUCUCAAAGUUCGCGGACGCGCUCUCUCCGAUCCAGCAAGCCAAGGCAGUGCGAGAUGCCGCCUUACAAGAUGCCACUCGCUCGCCUCCUCCCAUGUUUCAAUCCCCCACACGUCCUCGCGGCAGAGGCCGCAUGCGACGGACCCCCCGGAAGCUCACGAGCUUUUCUCCUGGUUCCACGACCCCGCAACUGACUCCCCUGGGCGGUGUGGACGCGCCCAAGGUUCCGGCGUCGCCCCUGGACCGCAAGUCCUUGGCAGACUCCGACGUCCUCAGCCUCUCCCCACGGCGCUCGCUCUCACUGCCCUUCUCCAAACCCCAACCAGUCGACAGCGUUCGCCCUUCACCCGAAACAGCCCGCGAUGCGUCUGGGCUCAACGUAGCGGCGCCUGUCGGCUCCCGAUUAUCCGUUUGGGUGCAGCCGCUGAAGGACGUUCCCCGUGAUUCUGGCAUUGCCACGUCAAGCCCGUUGACGCCACGCCAUCCGUCGUCUACACCAGGGUCUGCAUCGACUCAAGCGGCAGAAGGCCAGGAUAAGUUUCUCACCUUGGCGCCGUCCGUUGCUCCCAUCGACGAUGCUGCCUCUCCGGCGCGUGAUAGCUCAGGAUGUGAGAGAGAAGGCGACAGUCCCUCCCGUGUGAGCCCGUUGAGCGAUGCCCAGCCAGCCCACGCGGGCGAGCUGACGGCAGAGGAGCAACUGGAAGAGGAGGGUGAGUCGGAGCACGGCGGGGCAGCUGACGAGGCCGUGGAACACGGUUCCAUAACUCUAACGGCAACGGGUGAGGAGUGCCCACGAGGCUCGUUGGGCGACGCCGAGCUGCCCCGACAGACGACAGAGGGUACGGAUGGGCGCGGAGAGAAGAAGCAUGAUGAGGUGGGGGACGACAUUGGGACUGGCAGGUCUGGGCGAGGAGCAGCGGAAAGCGGGGCUGGUGAGAGCGGCUGCAGGCCGUUCCGCAGUGCGAGGGAUCGCGCGGGGGCAUUUGAAGUAUGGCAGUCGCCUAAGAAGGCGCGCAUGCUGAUCGAGGGCUUCGGCGAGUCGCCAGCCAAAGCAACGUCUGCGGGCAUUGCGGCGUGGCAGUCGCCCGAUGGCAAGCGCAGCACCCCGUUGCGCACGUCGCUGUUCCCCCAGUCGCACCGAGGCGUGGACGGCACGGGGCUCGACUCCAGCCCCAUGAGCGAGGGCUCCGUGCGGCGCAUGUGGGAGCUUGGCUCGCCUGGCGCGCUGGCGUCGCCGGGAAUGGGUCUGAGCCCUAUGGGCAUGGGCAUGGGCAUGGGCAUGGGUAUGGGCAUGGGUAUGGGGCUGGGUUUGGGUUUGGGCGUGGGCAUGGACGAGGGGCAUCUGGGCUUCGCGGAGCUUCCCGAUGUUCUGGCCGCUGGCGACCCCACGGAGCGGCUGCGUGCCAUGCAGGAAGGCGUGGAGCGGGGCAGGUCGUUCCUCGACCGGCCUCGUGGGUUCACGGCGCUAGUGGGCGCUGGCCCUGCUGGCAACGCAAAAGAGGUCGUGACGCCGAGGGGACUCGAGGGGCGGUUUGCAGGCUCACUGUUGCGGACUCCUUAUGCGGCAGCACCGUCCGCUGCCGCUGGCGGCAACCUCCAAGGUGCGGCGGCCAAUGAGUCACUGACGCUGGUUAAGACGGCCGACCUCGAGCACUUAGAAGACGUGCCUUAUGGCGCUGGCGCGGGAGGCAGUGCGAGGGGCGCCAGUCCCCAUGGCGCCCACAGCACCCUCGUCACUGCUACGGGUGUGCCAGCGGUCAGCGGCCAUCAUGCGGCUUCCCACCACGCGCUCGGCCUCACCCUUGCCAAUGCUCCCGGUGACGCCUCCUGGCAGCUGCCCCCAGCGCAUACUGACGCCACGCCGUCAAGAUACAGCACGCGCCAGGUGCAGCAGGACGGGGAGCGAGAGCAGGGUUGCGCAGCGGAGGGCGCGCAGGGGCGGCUAAAGGACGAGCUGAAGGACGAGGCUUUGGGGGUUGGCGUGGUGGAGGCGCACGAGGGCGUUGAUGCUGAAGCUGUCUGCGCGGAUGGUAGGACGGCGGAGGCGCGCGCGCAGCAGUGCCCUUCCGGAGGCAGCCAUCUCUCGCACUCUCACUCCGAAAUGCCCGCCAACGUGCCGACCAGCAUUGCGCAUGAUGGCGACGCGGCAGCAGCGGCGGAGGCAGGGGCGGGCGGUGGCGGAGGCAGAGGUGCGCAGGUGGACAUGCGAAUGCGGCGAAUGAAUAGCGGCGAGGGGGCUGCGGGGCACGCAGCACGGCAGCAGGUGCAGGGGCGGUGGGCAGGUGCACUUGGGGGGGCGGAGGAGGGCGGUGGAGUGGCGACGGGGGUGGAGUAUGCGAGUGCGUCCACCGGGGACGUGUCUGAGAGCGAUGAGGGCUCGCUCGUUCAAGGAAGCAGCCACCACGUUUCCAUCAGUGCGUCCGCCACUCCACCUCCCAGCGACGGCUGCAGGCGCUGUAGCUGCAAGAAGUCUCGCUGCCUCAAACUCUACUGCGAGUGCUUCCGCGCCAAUGUGUACUGUGGGGACGCGUGCCGUUGCAACGAGUGCCAGAACACGCCUCAGUAUGAGUCCCUCGUGCUCGAAACAAGAGCAGCCAUUCAGGCUCGCAACCCCACGGCUUUCCAGCCCAAAAUCAUCACCGCGCCCACUGUUGGCCCCGCUUCAUCCUUCUCACGAGCCAAGGCCUCUGCCGCAUCACCACUGCCAGCAGCGCCUCCCAAGGCACCGCGGCACAAGACGGGGUGCAACUGCCGCCGCUCCAUGUGCACCAAGAAGUACUGCGAGUGCUUCCAGGCUGGAGUGGGCUGCACGGCAGGCUGCAGAUGUGCAUCGUGUCAGAAUCCCCAUGGCCGCAGCACAGACGUGACAGCACUCCUCUCUGACGCGGACCGCAGUCACGACCGCGCGCUGCGCACGCUCUCCCCUUCCCCCGCCGCCACACCCUCUCGCUGGCUGCCGCCCUGCCCGUCGCCGCUGCACUCGUCAACCACUCGCCGCAGCCUGCCCUUCUCGCCGUCCCCCGUGGACUCCUCUCGCGUUCCCCCCGAUCGCAUCCCCUCAGCCUUGGACCUGUCACACCUGUCGGACCAUGCAAGCCCAUCGCCCACCAUGUCCGCCACGCCGGCUCACUCGCAUCCCCAAGCCCUGCCUGCACACGACCGCCUGCCCCCCCCUGCUGCUGCCUCCCCUCUUGCACCGUCCAGGCUGCACCCAGAUUCCACCUCCACCAAGCCCGCCUUGUCCAAUGCUCACCAUUCCAACGCUGCCCCAGCCGCCCAGGUAGCAUCUGGGGUUCCUGCGCCUAUGGGUGGCAGAGAGCCCCUGAGGCUGCCCCCUACACCCCACCAGUUCCGCCUGCCUGCUACCCCCUUGCGCGCCCCCACUGCUGCCACCUCUCGCUUCCUGCUGAGAGGCCCGGGCUGUCUACCCAAGAUGGAAGAGGGUAGCCAAGUGAAGCCCAGUGUUGCUGCACGAGCAUGGGGUGGUGGGAAGGAGAGCAGCAAGGCACCGCCAGUUGCACCGAUGGAUCAAGAUGGAGGCAGUGGGAGGCCUCGAGGCGUGGUGCAUGUGGAGAGGGCAGCAGCAGCUGAUGACGCUGCAGCAGUGGCAGCCGCCACAGCCGCCGCCGCCGCAGCAGCAGCAGCAGCAGCAGCAGCAGCUGCUGCAGAGGAAGCGGAGUUGCGCCAGGUUGAGUCAUUCCUAUCGCUGCAGGAUGAGUCAGGGCAAGAGGGGGGGGAGAAAGGGCUACAGGUGCUGGGCCAUGACAGGGAGGAGAGGCGCUCAGCGGCAGCAGGAGGUAGGGAGGUGAAGAUGGAGCAGGAGCAGUGGGAGGAGCGGGGCAGCAGCAGCGGUGGCAGAGGCAGGGGGGUAACAGACACAUCACUGUCCAAGAAGCGAGUGCCCACGCUUCAAUCCAGCCGUGAUGCGCACAGCAUGAUGGACAGGGACGCUGAGCCCGAAGCACGCACUGCCACGCUCAAGCUCAGCCCCGCACCCAAGCCAGCAGUGGGUGGCAGUGCAGCCGACCGUGAGGGGUGGCGCAGGGGAGUGGGAGGUGUGGAGGGGGAUGAGGUGGCGGAGGGCGGUGCAUGGCACAAGCGGAUGCGGCUCACUGGCCCACGGGAUGGGGCGCCUGGAGAUGGUUAGUGGCUAGCGUUAAGCACUGGCAAUAAGCAUAUUCAGCGGCAGGGGAGGGUUACCUGGUCGGAACCAACCGGACCAGCAACGUCCAACCACAACCUAUGGGAGUGAUGGCGCCGCUUGGCACCAGCAGAAUAGGAUGCAGGGCGUGCUCGCUCUCCCAGCACACCUUCCCAUGUGCAGGAGUUCUUGCUCAUCUGACUCCCACAUUAUUUUGCUGCUCAGGAUGCCGGGCCUGCUCGGACUCCCAGCACCUUCUCACUCUAUGGCUUCCACGCACGCACUAAUUGAUGUUUGCUGCUAGCCUUCUUGCCCCCCUUCUAUUAUUUUACCUAGUUCAAGCCUGUACCCAGCAGGACUACGGCUUGGCUUGGGUAUGUUAUGGAUUUUUUUCCAGUUGGAACUCACGUUUAACGCAUCUCAAGGU